This is a messenger RNA of Syngnathus acus (greater pipefish), 1672 nucleotides long. RefSeq names its product syncoilin-like. Lineage: Eukaryota; Metazoa; Chordata; Actinopteri; Syngnathiformes; Syngnathidae. The transcript is spliced from 5 exons. Gene Ontology annotation, cellular component: intermediate filament. The coding region runs from base 575 to 1603 and encodes 342 amino acids. The record is from RefSeq and is a predicted model, not a curated record.
GAGAUAUGUGUGAAUGUGUCAAAAUAAUUGCAUGCCUUUAUCAUUAUUGUGAUUGUUUAAAGACAAGAGUCUUGGGUUUGAUGAGUAGUUAGGAUUAUUUAAAGUUAGGGCUUCAGACCUUAUAGGGCAACACAUAAAUUGUGCAACACACAUGGUUGCUAUGAAGCUAUACUCUUAUGCAAGAACUGUAUUUCAGUGGGCUGCCACCAUGUAAGGAUUGCCUCUAUAUUCAUUCAAGAUUUUAAUCACCAAUAACUUUUUGAAAAUCAAAUGACUUUACCGUUACUGCUCAAAUUAUGAAAAUGACCCACUUUGUUGAAAGGUCAUACAGAUAUACAUACACAGUAUGGCAGUCUGCAAGUGGCACUGACACCAAUUUUUGAUCCCCCGUGGGGGUCUGACGGACUUCAGCCUAACCCAGGGAUAGGGUUACCACACUGACUCCAGUUGUUAUUAAUACGCUCCAAGUGGGCCUCUGUUUUGCUAGCGACAUAAACACAGCCGGGAGAUUCUUUAAACCACCAACAAAUUCAACUUACCGUCUCUUGAAACUGCCAUCUUCAAACUGCUGGGUAUGGACAAUCAGGAGAAGGCACCAACUGAGGAGCCACCCAUUCAUUUUGUUGAAGACAUUAUACAAAGCACUGAUGAUGGCAUUUUGGACAGCGACAUUUCAAAUCUGGACAAGCCAGAUAUGGAGAAUGUUGGACAGAUGUUUGAGGACUGCAUCGAGCAAGUGUCCAAUCUAGAGAUACGGAGAGAAGAGUUGAUACAAAUGUUCCUGUUUCUGCAGAAGCCCAUGAUGCGAAUUGUGGAUGAUCUGAGGGAAAAGCUGAUGGAGAAGCGGAGACUAAUCACCCUGGCUCAGAUAGAUCAUGCGGAUGUGUUUCAGGAAGUGCAGCAGGUGAAGAGGAAACUCUUCAACACUGCCAGAGACUGUAUCCGCAGUCAGGUGAUGCUGGCUGAGCAAAAGUACCAACUGGCUCAAGCUGCUCUAACAAAGGAGGAGCUCAAGGCCCAAGUCCAAUGUCUGACAGAGGAGUUGCUUCAGCUCCAGGAGUCCCACCGAAAUCAUCUGAACUCUUUAAGGGAUCAGGCCAAGAACCCGUGUAGACCAAGAGCCAUGAGCGAUGUCACCCUAUGCCGGCAAGCUUCUACUCGUCUCCAGCGCCGGCUCAGCGUCAACCUUCAGGAAUUGGAGGGCUGGUACGAGCCCCGACUUAUAGCCCUGCUGAAAAGGAAGCAGUUUGGAGAGAAGGCCUUGAGAGUUAGCAAGGAGCAGGCAGCAAGCUUAAGUGCACAACUGGAGCCCCUAAAACAGGAAGUACAAAAACUGGAGGAGCGAAGGUUCUGUCUGGAGCGAAGGAUCAACCUGAUGCAGCGGGAGAGGGAAGAGAUGAUCACACAACACAAGGAAGCUGAGGAGGAACUAAAACAGGCUCUGGGAAAACUAGUACUGGACUUUGAGGUUCAAAAGAGACUUAAAAGCGACUUGGAGGCUCUCAUAAAUUAUAUUGUUGAAGAGAUGGGAAAUCUCAGAGUCUGUGAUGAAGCUACAGCAGAAGAACAGCCAAAUGAUUCAACCUCCUGUCAAUCCACCUAAUGUUGAACAGCUUUGCAUGAAAUUUGUUUUAUAAAGGUAAAGAAAAUACAAUGCAUGAAGUCUGUUGUA